AUGUCGUCCUUCGAUUACGAUGACAGCCGGCACUCGCAUCGCUAUCAUGAUCGCAGGGAUAGGGACGACCGCGAGCCUCGAUACGUUGAAACCCACGAAGCCUACGUGCGCUCCCCAGUAGCUGUUCCCGAUCCUCCUUACUCGGUCAGAACCACGGAGAUGGUUCGUCGUCCUGUUCGUGAAGACAGCGACCUGUCCAUCGAAGAAGUCAGAAGAGACUUUCCGCCACCGGUCUCGGCCACUUAUCACCAGCGUGCCAUGGUUCGAGACGAUCGGUACGGCCCGCCAGUCCGCUCUCGUUCAGCCGACCGUGGUUCACCAUAUCGAGGGGGGGCGUAUCCAGAUCCAAGACGCUCGCACAAUGAUCUGGACGAUCGUAGACGUAGGACUUAUAUCGAGCAAGAAAAUGUCAAGCCUCGCCGCCGAUCCCUUUCUCGAAACCGGAAGAUUAUUGCUGCAGUCGGAGGAGCCGCCCUAGCAAUUGGUGGCAAAGAACUGUGGGACCGCCAACAAGCAGACGGUCGCCCCAUCUCCCGGAAUCCCCUCGAAAGCGCUGCUGUCGGUGCCGCAGGUGCAUUUGCUGCUUACGAAGGCGCUGAACUCUAUGCCAAACACGUUGGUGGAGCCAAGUCUGAGCAGAAAGUGAAGACCUAUGUUGCUCAUCGCGGUCGGAAGGGCGAAGCUGAGGAGUACUAUUCAUCGGCCGAUGAAGAGCCAGUCAAGCCAAAGAGAUCAAAGAGCCGCCGCAAGUCCAUUGUGGAAGGUGCUCUAGGCCUUGCUGGUCUUGGCGCGGCUGCGAAGUCCACAGGCGGAAGCAGAGCACGCAGCCGGCGUGGAAGUGACAGCGACUACGACUCUCGGGAUCGUCGUGAUCGUUCUCGAAGUGGUCGCGGCAGAUCUCCCGAGGGCGCAGCGAUGUUCCAACAAGCCGCCAAAGCCGCUUUGUUGGCCGGUGCUACCGAAGCUUUUCGAGUCAGAAACGAGCCUGGAGGCUGGGCAGGAGACAAGGGAAAGCGUAUCCUUACCGCCGCCAUUGGAGCUGGCGGUAUUGAUGCAGCAGCCGAUCGUGACCCCGACAAGAAAAGCAAGCGCCACAUUCUCGAAGCUGUGGUGGGAGGCCUCGCCGGAAACCGACUCAUCAACGGCUCCAGAAACAACAUCGAAGAUGACGGGCGCGGAUCAGUCAGAUCUAGGUCUAGGUCUCGCUCUCGAUCGAGAGGCCCGGGAGGUGGUCCAUCAACCGGUCCGUUGGCUGCCCUGGCCACCGCAGGUCUGGGGGCAAUUGCUAGCAAGAAGCUUCUAGACCGUUCUCGAUCCAGAUCUCGAGCUGGGGGUUCUCGAAGACGCAGAUACAGCUCAGAUUCCUACGAUAGUCGAAGCCCAUCCCCAAGACGUGGUGACAGGAAGGAUCGUCACAAACGAAGCAAGAGUGUUACAGACUAUGCUAGAAACGGUCUUGCAGCUCUUGGACUCGGAGGAGCAGCUGGAGCAGCAGCAAGCGAUAGACAUCGAGACCGGGAUCUAGUCGAGGAGACAACUACUGUACGCAAGUCACGCCGUGGUGGCGGAGGAGAGUCUGACUACGGUGGAUCAAGACGCUCCCGAGAUGUGGACUACAACGAUUCUCGCGACCCAUAUGGAGACUCCAGAUAUGCUGAGUCGCGGGCAAGCAAUGUCGGAUCGCGGAGUGGUGGUAGGCGUCGCAGCAAGGGCGGAUCGCAUAGAAAUAGGGACAAGGCAGAAGGAAGAAGAUACGCAUCGGAUUCGGAAAGCAGCUUGGGAUCCUCGUCAGGAGACGAGAAGCAGUUCAAGAAAAUGAAAGGUAAGCAACUUGUUACGGCCGGUUUGGCCACCGUUGCCACCAUUCAUGCUGCGCACAACGUCUAUCAGAGCAUGGAGAAGCGAGAAGCACGGCGCAAAGCUGUGGCGGAGGGAGACAUGUCACCCGAGGAGGCGCGGAAGCUCAAGGCAAAGGCCGCCCUUCAAGAUGUCGCAUCUGUUGGCAUUGCUGCUCUUGGUGUCAAGGGAGCAUACUCCGAGAUCAAGGAGGCCAACGAGAUGCGGCGGGAGUGCAAGGAACUCCGCGAGAAGAAGGAAGAACGUCAUCAGAGACGACUUCAACGACUACAAAAUGGGUCCAAUUUUGCUCGUCAUUCUCAUUGGGAAGCUGGCAACGAAGUUGCUAGCCGCAGAUCCGAGCGUGGCCCAGCACCCAGCGUUUAUCUCUAUGAUGACUACGGGCCUCGCUACGUCGACUCAAACCCAUAUACUGCCUCCUUACCUGCACCUCCAGUCGGUUAUGAUCGGAAUUAA
This is a messenger RNA of Drepanopeziza brunnea f. sp. 'multigermtubi' MB_m1, 2313 nucleotides long. RefSeq lists its product as uncharacterized. The record is from RefSeq and is a predicted model, not a curated record. NCBI's taxonomy places the organism in Eukaryota, Fungi, Ascomycota, Leotiomycetes, Helotiales, Drepanopezizaceae.